Molecule: messenger RNA, 1502 nt
Organism: Anguilla rostrata (American eel)
Lineage: Eukaryota; Metazoa; Chordata; Actinopteri; Anguilliformes; Anguillidae
Gene: c6h1orf198
Product: chromosome 6 C1orf198 homolog
Exons: 4
Coding region: 105-1157 (350 amino acids)
Source: RefSeq, a predicted model, not a curated record
UGUUACGUGGUUUAUUGAGCAGAUUUCACUGCUACGUCAGAAACAGACCUCUCCUUUAGGUAGCUGGUCGGACAGGCUAGCGAUUAACAACAGCUGGUGGAAAAAUGGCCACCGCUACCAUGGCCGGGACGGGGAGUGAAGCGCACAGGAUGGAGGCCAAGAAAUUUGAGUAUUUUUCUUCUAUAAAUUCCAUGGCGAAGAAGAUAAUGUUAGAGAGGGAGAAAAUUAAGGAACAGUACGGACAAGACUGGGAAAAAAUGACCCCGAAUGAGCAGGAUUCGGCCAUCGAUAAUGGAAUGAUGGAUCCUCAAAUCAGAGCUAGAUAUGCUAUGCACAGGGUGGAACGGGAAGACAUUGUGUGUUAUCCGAAGUUGCUCAUCCAAACAGGCCAGAAAAUCGUACACUUUGGGGAAGAGGACAUAACUUGGCAAGAUGAACACUCGGCGCCGUUUUCUUGGGAAACUAAGAGCCAGCUGGAUUUCAGCCUCAGUUCAACAGCAGUUCCAGAGCAGGGGAGCACCUCCUCACAGUCAGAGUCUAAUGUUAAGCCAAACAAAAUCUCUCAGAGCAGCCAACUGGCCAAGGUCUCCCAAAACGUGAAGGUUUCCAAUGGUGAAAGCCUGGGCAGAAAGGAGGAAGAGUCCUCGUUCUGGAAGUUCAGCGCGGAGAGGUCUCGGCUGGAGGGGGAGAAGGCUGACUUUCAGUCCCUUACUCCAAGCCAAAUUAAGUCCCUGGAGAAAGGGGAGAAACCCCUCCCCUCAUACCUGAGGCAGGAGUCGAUCCCGAAGGAGGCCGAGGAGCAGCCGCGAGUGACCAAGCCGCGAGCCCCGAGACCACCGGCGCCACCGCCCCCGGUGCCCGUUAUCGCACCCCCUGCUGCACCCCCUGCUGCAAUUAGCCUGCCGCCAGCAGCGCCUGUCAGCGUGUCGUCCACCGUGGCCGGUUGGGAGCGCGCUCAGAGCACACUGCCCUCCGUCAACACUCUGGAUGACGUCUUCACCCCAGGCCCGCAAACCAAGUCCCCUGCAUUGCCUGGAGCUUCCCCCAAGGAGAGCAAUAAGGCGGAGUCUCCCCUGGCCGACAGUCCAACAUUCUCUCAGUUCAAUACGAGCAACAACAUUCUGAAGACAGGCUUCGACUUCUUGGACAACUGGUAACGAACAGGGACGACAAAGACCCAUCUGAAUGAAUUCAUCAAUUAAUGGACUUCACAAUUCCUCUACAGGCUCUGGAUAGCCAAUGACCGACCCAGCUUGGCUUCUUUUACCCCCGCAUCUGUUAGAAUAUUGCUGUCCACAAAUGCUUUUAGUUUUGCUUCCACUGAAAAAGUUGCCCUCCCUCUCGUUACAUUCGUUUACCUACAAGCACAAUUUAUACAAGCACUAAAAGUGAGAUGUUUAGAUAAAACGGCAUGUUUUUAAAAAUCGAUUCAUAUUCUUUGAAAUGUAGCUCUGCAUCCAUUUUACACUACCAAAGUACAAAAAAAUAAAAAUUUUACAGCU